Ornithorhynchus anatinus (platypus) is the source of this 3565-nucleotide messenger RNA. RefSeq names its product small integral membrane protein 14 (gene SMIM14). Bases 150 to 455 code for a protein of 101 amino acids. The transcript has 5 exons. Lineage: Eukaryota; Metazoa; Chordata; Mammalia; Monotremata; Ornithorhynchidae. The record is from RefSeq and is a predicted model, not a curated record. Gene Ontology annotation, cellular component: endoplasmic reticulum.
CAGGCGCAGUGGCGCUGCCCGCGCCCGUGUGGAGCGGCGGUGGGGGUGUCGGUGCGUGGCCCGUCCGGGAGCGGCCGGAUCCGGGGCUCGCGCACGCGCGGGGACGGCAUAAGUAUAAACCGUCAAGUUUCAAGACGACCUGGGCGAUCAUGGCAGAAGGCGGCUUUGAUCCCUGUGAAUGCAUCUGUUCUCAUGAACAUGCAAUGAGAAGGCUUAUCAAUCUGUUGAGACAAUCCCAGUCGUACUGCACAGACACGGAGUGCCUUCAGGAAUUGCCGGGACCAAACUCAUCUGGAGAGAAUGGCAUCGGUCUUACCAUGAUCAUGAUGGCCUGGGUAGUUAUCGCGUUGAUCUUGUUCUUGCUGAGACCUACGAAUCUAAGAGGAUCCAGCACAGCCGGAAAACCAACUAGUCCACAUAAUGGACACGAACCCCCUGCUCCUCCCGUGGACUAGACUUUGCACAGUGGACAAUGAAGACCAGCCAACACCCGCACGACCAAACGGACAGAAGCGACCUGAGUACUCCAAGCCCCUCUAAGCGCCGUUUUCUUCUUGCAUUUGCAUUUACAUUUCAGGAUGGCAUUGUUUCACGAGCUCGUAGAAAUCUCACCUGUCAGCUUUUUCUGGGUUCCUGUGUGAGAUCGGAUCUGAGUAAAUGAUCUCACGAAAGCAGGGGGUCUUUGGGGUUUUCGGGGGCUAUUGUACCUUUAAACAUUCCUCUCUUCUUUUUGCUUCGGGUGGUUUGUAGCCUCAUUGAAGGGCAGUUGUGAUUUCUACGUUGUAUUUAAGAAUUGAUUUUGAGUCUCAGAUGGAUGCCUUCAUGUUUUGCACCGUUAGUAUUUUUAAGUUAUUUGGAUUCAGCUGGGAUUAUAUAGAGGAGAGCUAGCAUCAGAUUUUUACUGACACUGACCCCGUUGCUCAUAGAGGUAUCUCCCCCCCCCCCCCCCCCCCCGUUUGGACUCGUGUUAAGGUGUUGAUCUUCUCGGGGAAGUUGGUAAAAGCCUGCGUCAGUUCUCAGAACUGUCCUGGUGACGUAGACGAGAGAGAAGGAUGGCAUGGCUGUAACAAAGAUAAAACCACCCAAAAGACAUUGUUUCCCAUCUGGGAGACGGUUGUUCCGUGACCCAGACAAUCACCAGUGAGGUGUUUGUUGGAGACAGCACACUAUAGAAAACAAUUAUCAAAUAUGAGCCGCUCAAUACUAACCAUACGAAACUCACAAUCUGUGUGGAAAACAAAAAAUCUAGACAAUUUCCUGGCAGUAGAGGCCAUAAGCUAUAAAAUGAUCAUUUAGACUACAAGUCAAUAAACAAGAACACUGUUACUCAGGAAGCCUGACUUCUCUCCUAAAACUUUCCUACCAAAAGUUUCAGACUAUUUUGACCUCUUAGUAAUAACGUUUUUAGAAUUCAAACUUGCUUUACCAUUUUUCCUUCCAUGAGCAUAAAUCUUUAAGCUUUGCAAGGGGCCCCGUUGGGUCACCGAUCCCUAAAUAUCUUAUUCCUUACGUCCCGGGAUGACUCUCUCCAUUUGAAAAUCAUGGUCCCACCAGCCUCCGUGGCCCAGCUUCAACACCGAGUUACAUGGUCUGCUCCAGGAAAGUAGCCAAGGGGAGGCCCACUAGGCAUGCCAUUCUCCCUUCUUGAAGCAGAUCCAGUUUUAACUAACAGGAGGGAUGUUUGUGAACGUAGCAUUUUUGAGAUGAACAGAACAGUAAGAUCAUAUGUUUUUUUGCGGUCAGUUUGAAACCUGAGAAGAAGAGGAAUGUAAUAACUUGGAUGGGAUCCAGUGGCUAAGGGGCUCCUUUCCUAGCACAUGGUUUUGCGGAGACAAGUGCCAGCCAUCUAGACUCUUGGCGAUCUGCUGGAGGGAAGCGUUUUCUCAGAGAAAAUGGAAGGGUCAGACUAGCCUCUUCAAAUGAACAGACCCGAGACGACAUUUAUGUCAGUGUAAUACAUCUCUCAGUAUCUUCGCUACUGUGCAACACGGUCUCUGAUGUAACGCUCUAAAUUCAAGGAAGUCUUCUCUUUUAAAAUGGAUAUAAUUGCCACCAACACUGUGAAAGCAUAGUAUUUAAAGACCCAGUCAGAUUUCUCACUCAUGUUCUCCCGUGAGCAGGUUGGCUUUUCCAGCUUCUGGAUGGAAUGCAGCCAGCUCGCAGAUAUCUGUGCCAACAGGAAGCCGUGGGAGUUGGGGGGUGGGAAAAGACGGGGAGAGAACAGAAAAGCUGCCACAAGCCGGGGGGGCACCCUUCUCUGGGGCCAGAAAGAUGCCAGGAUACUGACUUGAUAGUAAAAUCAGAGGAGGUGGGGGGCCACAGCAUCACAGAGGAUGGGGAGACCCUUGCCAGAAAUGUCCUCUGUUCCUUCCCUGGCCCUAGGGAAAGCCUCUCCGUUGGAAGGGAUAAUCUGUCCACGGAUCGUUCCACACCAAAAUAGUGGAAAGCCACCCGGGAUCUGACCCAAAUAGGUAACGUGACCCCAGAGUGGUGCCGGGUUGGCUCGAGACCUGGAAUUCAGACUCUUGGACUUCGCUGGUACGGCCUUGACACCCGAUCCCAGGCAAGUUCCCUGUCCUCCCCUACCAUCCGAUUACUACGUUCCGGGGAAUUGGGAACCGUAAUUCGUAUUGAAAAGGAGUAGCGUGAGACUCGUUUGGCUGCUUGUAAAACCGCUUCAGCAUUCCCGUGAACCCAUACAGAGUGUUAUUACCACAACCAAUUAUUUACAGGGGACAGGCCGAUGUCUAAAGCUGCUGCUCUUUCAUUGGACACACUAAUGACUUAGCACUUCUGCCUUGGAAGCUUUUCCCUGAGAUUUUUGAAUUUUCUGGGUUGAAUAAAAGAUUGACGACCCCCUCCCCACCCCAUAUUUUAAUCACCAAUGGCUCUUAAACGUUUUUGGUUUUUUUUUUUGUUUUAUACACAUUUAACGUGCUUUUAGGUAAAAUAACAUAUUGAUUUUUCCAUAUGGGAAAAGUUAACAUUGAAAAUGUUUUUAUAGUAAAAUGUCUUACAGUGUAACAGAUCUCAAUUCCACUGUUAUUCUGUCUCUCUUUAAGCUUACAGAGAUACUUUGAAGGAACUUCAGGCCCAACCAUUAGACAGUUACUUUUAGUGACAUCAUUGUGAUUUCUGUUGAAAACCAUCCCAUUCCUGUUUAUGAAAUCACAUGUUGGAACGAUUCUCGAAAGAGAUUAAGAACCAGAAGUUUUAUCUCAUGCUAUUUGGAAAUUCGCUAAAACUUGAACGGCUGAAUUUAAAGGCACCCAGUGGAGCAACCCGAGGGAAUCAGUUACUGCAAUAGUCGGUUUCAUUUCUUAGCAUUCUAUUCCAUUUUAUGAAGAAUCACGCCCAGACCGUGUUGAAAGAGCACUUUGUUAAAGGGCAAAGUGGUCGCGUGUCGUUCUCAAUGUUAAUUGCUGAUUUUAAAUGGUUAAAUCAUGCCAAAUUAUGUUUGUGCCAUUUGGCAUUCCUGUUAAUCUUUUAUUGAGUACUUGGAUUGGGAUAAAGGGCUUGUACUAUGCACUUUUUAUUAAUGAAUAAAUAGAAUACGUUAGUAACA